Mustela erminea (ermine) is the source of this 3833-nucleotide messenger RNA. It is a transcript of the gene SLC16A10, whose product is annotated as solute carrier family 16 member 10. Bases 278 to 1828 code for a protein of 516 amino acids. The record is from RefSeq and is a predicted model, not a curated record. Gene Ontology annotation, molecular function: monocarboxylic acid transmembrane transporter activity. Lineage: Eukaryota; Metazoa; Chordata; Mammalia; Carnivora; Mustelidae. Gene Ontology annotation, biological process: transmembrane transport. The transcript is spliced from 6 exons.
CUUUAAGAGCCCGCUGGCGGGCCGCGGUCGCAGUGGGGGGUGCGGGGCUGUGGACAAGAGGCCCGAGUCCCGAGGCAGUGAAGUGUUCGCUCUCCUCCGCCUUCCUCCUCGCGGCAGCCUCCGCGCCCUGCGCCGCCGGCCCACCGCGGGGGUUCCACCGCCCUCGGCUCGGCCUCACCAGCCCGCCGGCUCGGCGCGCGGCAGCUCCUCCGCGAGCCCGCCGGCAACUCGCACCCCUCUCGCGCUCCCCUGGCGCCCGAGGGGGCCGCCUCGGGCCAUGGUGCCCUUCCCCGAGGAGCCCGCCGCCGCGCGGGGGACGAGCGAGGCGCAGCCGCCGGGCCCCGCGCCCACCGCGGGGGUCGCUCCGCUGCCCGGCCCGGGACCCUCGGACGGCCCCGAGGCGUCCGUGGAGAAGGUGGAGGUAGAGCUGAGCGGGCCCGCGGGCGCUGAGCCCCCGCAGCCUCCCGAGGGCGGCUGGGGCUGGCUGGUGAUGCUUGCCGCCAUGUGGUGCAAUGGGUCGGUGUUCGGCAUCCAGAACGCCUGCGGGGUGCUCUUCGUGGCCAUGCUGAAGACCUUCGGGUCCAAGGACGAUGACAAGAUGGUCUUCAAGACAGCAUGGGUAAGUUCUCUGUCCAUGGGGAUGAUUUUCUUUUGCUGCCCAAUAGCCAGUGUCUUCACAGACAUGUUUGGUUGUCGGAAGACAGCUGUUGUGGGUGCCGCUGUUGGAUUCAUUGGACUCAUGUCCAGUUCUUUUGUAAGCUCCAUCGAGCCUCUGUACCUUACCUAUGGAGUCAUAUUUGCCUGUGGCUGCUCCUUUGCCUACCAACCCUCCUUGGUCAUUUUGGGACACUAUUUCAAGAAGCGCCUCGGACUGGUGAACGGCAUUGUCACCGCUGGCAGCAGCAUCUUCACAAUUUUGCUGCCUUUCCUCUUAAGGCUUCUGACUGACAGCGUGGGCCUUUUCUACACACUGAGGGUCCUCUGCAUCUUCAUGUUUGUCCUCUUUCUGGCUAGCUUUACUUACCGACCUCUUGUUCCAAAUGCCAAAGAUAAAGAGAGUGGAACAAAAGGAGGCAACAGAUUCUCCCUCUUUUCCAGGAGGAAGUUUAGUCCUCCAAAAAAAAUUUUCAAUUUUGCCAUCUUCAAGGUGACAGCUUAUGCAGUUUGGGCAGCUGGAAUACCACUUGCACUUUUUGGAUACUUUGUGCCUUAUGUUCACUUGAUGAAAUAUGUGAACGAGAGAUUUCAAGAUGGAAAAAACAAAGAGGUGGUUCUCAUGUGCAUUGGCAUCACUUCAGGAGUUGGACGGCUGCUCUUUGGCCGGAUUGCAGAUUAUGUGCCCGGUGUGAAGAAGGUGUAUCUUCAGGUAAUUUCCUUUCUCUUCAUUGGUCUGAUGUCCAUGAUGAUUCCCCUGUGUAGGGUCUUUGGGGCCCUCAUUGCUGUCUGUCUCAUCUUGGGUCUCUUCGAUGGAUGCUUCAUUUCCAUUAUGGCCCCCAUUGCCUUUGAGUUAGUUGGUGCCCAGGACGUUUCUCAAGCAAUUGGAUUUCUACUUGGAUUCAUGUCUCUACCCAUGACUGUGGGCCCACCUAUUGCAGGGUUACUUCGUGACAAGCUGGGCUCCUACGAUGUGGCAUUCUACCUCUCUGGAAUCCCUCCCCUUAUUGGAGGUGCUGUCCUUUGUUUUAUCCCCUGGAUCCAUAGUAAGAAGCAAAGAGAGAUUGAUAAAACCACUGGAGGAGAAAAGAUGGAGAAAAUGUUGGAGAAUCAGAACUCUCUGCUGUCAAGCUCAUCUGGAAUCUUUAAGAAAGAAUCUGACUCUGUUAUUUAAUGUCUUACAUACCUCCACCAGACUGAACUUGCUUUCAGAAGUUUAAGCAAGUUUUCCUUUUAUAUAAAUUGCAAAUUUCUUAUUUUUUUAAUUACAUACUAGGAAUAGCACAAUAAUGAGGAGCUAGAACCCUUAUUACUACAAGAACCAUUUUCUGCCACUGAAUAGCUAGCUGUCUGGUAUUUCCAUGAGUGUGGGGGCAGAGACUCUGGUAUAUGAAAACUUACUUCGGAAAGUCAAAUAUUGUGAGCAUUGAUGCUAUCUCAGUAAAAAGCAACUCUGGAAACUGUGAAUGCUAAUAAGCUUGUACAAAUAUUUAAAAAUACCUCAAGCUAUAGUGAAAGGGUUGCAAUUUGGUUAGGACUGGAAAUAUUGUCAAUUGUCUCACGUGAUGUUUUUAAUUCCGGUAUCUCUGUUUUAAUUUCUUCUGCUACUGGGAAACUUUUCACAAGAUUGAAGCCUGAAUUCUAGGUAAUGUCAGAUUUCCCUAAACCUCAAGUCUGUGUUAAAGCUGCUUGCCUGCUGUUAAAUAAGAUCUGAAAUUAAGUUAUUCCACCUUUUCCGGUGUCCAGGGAGCUUCCAGGAGCAGACGGUAGCACCGUGUUCAGAUUCGUGCACGACACAGAAGGGAUCCUGGUCAUAAGGGCAGAGCAAUUCGGGAGGCAGGCAUUUCUUCCUCCUCCAUUUGUUCCCUUUUGGUUUGCAGUGUGUUUUACUCAAGUAGCCAGAAACCCCCAAAUUUCUGAACUUGUUUCAAGUGUAACAAUAAAGUGAAAUAGAAUGAAUGAAUGAGAUUCUGACCAUUUCACAUAGAAUUUUUCUGAUUUCAGGAUUUGUUAGCACUAGGAUGUGACAUUUCCACAGAGUCUUACUGAGCAUGUUAUCAAGUUGUCAGUUUCAGGUACAAAUGGGGGAAAAAAUAUUUGUAUUCAUGCAGAAAAUAUUUCUGAUAGAAAUAGUUGCUCAAAUUCACUUAUAAAAUUAAUAGGUCUUGAAAGAUUAAAAGCACUUAGAGAAUUUCUGUAUUUCCAAAACUUUCUGGCAAAAUUUGCACUCGUUGGUAUUUAUCCCAGCACACUCCCCAUUAACAUUCCCAGAUUUUUACUAUUUAUGCAAAGACACUUGCAUAAAUGUAUUAUUUUUAAUAUUUAAUUUUAAUUUUUAAGGUUUUUUAAAAUUUAAAAUUAUUUAAAUUUAAUUUUUAAUUUUAAUAUUUAAAAGUAUUGUUUUAAAGACCUAAAAUUAAAACCAAAGUCAUGCCAUGACCUAUACUCAUCUACAAAAAUAAAACUCAUUUACAAAAAAUAGGAAUACUUUCCUAAUCCUCAGUGUUUCUUAUUUAUGUCUUUGAAAGUUAAUAUGCAAAGUAUAUUUAAGUCCUAAGUAUAAAUGUGUAUUAGAGCUUCCUCAAAUGUAGCUUGUUAACUUGGGAAGAAUGCUGUCUUUUCUAAAGCACCUCCAGGAUCCAUCUGUUUUGAACUUCUCUGUAAGGACAGUAACUUAAUCUCUUAUCUCUCUACUUUUUCUUCCAGCAUCUAAUCUUUCUUUGUCUUUAGCUGUAACCUGAAGAACAUAUGGAUUUGUAGUUGUGGAUGGGGGUGAGGGGGCAGGCCACAUAAGGGGCUAGAGGGAAGUGAGUUGGUUAAUAAAACAGCUAGAAAACCCAGAAGUUCAAAGUAGGAAUGCUAAAUGUGCAAUUUAUUUUUAAUAGGAUUUUAAAUGAUUGUUGAUUUUUUCAUAUUAGGAAACUUGGGUAAUUUGUCUUUUGGAAGGUUAUGUCGCUUAAAAAACAACUAUAUUUUGACCGUUCUGCCCUUUCAUAUUCUUAUUUUAAGUUUUUAGAAAAUGUCUUAGGGGGCAUCUGGGUGGCUCAGUCAGUUAAGUGACAAAUCUUGAUUUCAUCUCAGGGUCAUGAAUUCAAGCCCCGCAUCAGGCUCCAUGCUGGGUGUGGAGUCUGCUUGAGAUUUUCUCUCUCCCCCCUUGUCACCCAAGCACCCAUGCUCUU